Messenger RNA from Prunus dulcis (almond), 1930 nucleotides. RefSeq names its product phenylalanine N-monooxygenase CYP79D16. The coding region runs from base 159 to 1763 and encodes 534 amino acids. Gene Ontology annotation, molecular function: oxidoreductase activity, acting on paired donors, with incorporation or reduction of molecular oxygen; iron ion binding; monooxygenase activity. Lineage: Eukaryota; Viridiplantae; Streptophyta; Magnoliopsida; Rosales; Rosaceae. The transcript is spliced from 2 exons. The record is from RefSeq and is a predicted model, not a curated record.
GCUCUCUCAUCUCAUCUCUCCUAGAGUUCUAAACACUUUCUUUCUAGCGACCAAGUUUUUUUCACAAAGCAAAAGAAACAUAAAAGAGAGAGACAAAAGAGUCUCAAAACUCUCUCAACUCUCUCAACUCUCAAACCCUUCUUUCUACUCGUGCAGUCAUGGAAGCCAAUGUUGGCUUCCUCACAUUGUGCUUGGCCAUCACUUUGGUGCGUUUCUUAAUGAAGCGUUAUUGGCACCAAAGCAAGAUUAACGACAACAACAACAAAGUUAUCAAGCAACAUUACCCACUUCCUCCCACUCCCAAGGGCCUAAGGCCUUGGCCUAUUGUGGGCAACCUCCCCGAGAUGCUCAUGAACAAGCCCACAUUCCGGUGGAUACACAAGCUUAUGGAGGAAAGCAACACUGAAAUCGCUUGCAUUCGUCUUGCAAACGUUCAUGUCAUCCCCGUCUCCUGCCCCAUUCUCAGCCGCGAAAUCUUGAAGAAACAAGAUGCAACUUUUGCCACGAGGCCUCUCAGCAUCUCCACCUUCCUCAUCACCAAAGGGUACAUAACCACUGUUAUGGUGCCCUUCGGGGAGCAAUGGAAGAAAAUGAGGAAGGUCAUCACAUCCGAGUUGCUCUCUCCCAUGAGACAUAAGUGGCUCACGGACAAGAGGAUUGAGGAGGCCGACCACCUUGUUCGAUACGUGUUCAACCAGUGCAACAAUGAGGAGGGCAGUGGCAUUGUGGAUUUGAGACUUGCUACACAACAUUAUUGUGCAAAUGUGAUUAAGAGAAUGAUUUUCAACCAGAGGUACUUUACGGAGGAGAUGAAGGACGGAGGUCCUAGUGUUGAGGAACAAAACUAUGUAAAUGCAGUGUUCGAUAUGCUCAGGUACAUCUAUGCAUUUUCUGCAUCCGAUUACAUCUCAUGCUUGAGAGGCCUCGAUUUGGACGGCCAUGAGAAGAUCAUAAAGGAUUGCAUUAAGCUUACAAGAAAACGCCAAGACCCCGUCAUUGAAGAGAGGAUUCGUGAACAUCAGAAACUUGGCGGAAACAAGGUCCCAGUAGACUUGCUUGACAUUCUUAUCUCACUCAAAGACGCCAGUGGUCAACCCUUGCUCUCACCAGACGAGAUCAAAGGCCAAGUAAAUGAGAUGAUAAUGGCAGCAGUGGACAACCCCUCAAACGCAGCUGAAUGGGCAAUUGCAGAGAUGAUAAACCAACCCCACCUGUUCGAGAAAGCAAGACAAGAACUUGACGCUGUGGUUGGCAAAGAAAGACAAGUGCAAGAGUCAGAUCUGUCGCAGCUCAACUUCGUCAAGGCCUGCGCUCGAGAAGCCUUCCGCCUCCACCCGGUGGCGCCAUUCAACGUCCCCCACGUGUCGAUGGCCGACACGACCGUGGGCGAUUACUUCAUCCCCAAGGGCAGCCACGUGAUGCUGAGCCGAAUCGGGCUCGGCCGCAACCCUAAAAUUUGGGACGAGCCCCUCAAGUACAAGCCCGAGCGCCACCUCAAGGACGACGGGUCAGGUGUUGUACUUACUGAGUCAGAGCUCCGAUUCAUAUCGUUCAGCACCGGCAUGCGAGGCUGCGUCGCGAGUACACUCGGCACGAGCAUGACUGUGAUGCUGUUUGCUAGGCUUCUUCAUGGGUUUACUUGGGAAGCGCCCCCCAAUGAGUCGAGAAUCGACCUCACCGAGGCAGGUGGCGAGCUCCUACUCGCCAAGCCACUGCUUGCACUCGCGAAGCCACGCCUGCCAGCUCACGUGUACCAGACAUAAAACUGCGGCAAAUUGGCCUAGGGUUUCUGCUUGGCAUGGAGGAAAGAGUCGAUUUGAAUAAAUAAUUUGGCACAAAUUUUCAUACCAUCUUGUAUUAAGUUAAAUAAUGUGAUUUUUAUGUUUGAUAUGUAAUAUGGGAAUUUGCAUUAAUACCAGCCUUUUUGUAA